Molecule: messenger RNA, 1272 nt
Organism: Pseudophryne corroboree (corroboree frog)
Lineage: Eukaryota; Metazoa; Chordata; Amphibia; Anura; Myobatrachidae
Exons: 2
Coding region: 164-835 (223 amino acids)
Source: RefSeq, a predicted model, not a curated record
CAUCUCAACUGCUGCCCUGAAGACCCUACGAGAGAUAAAAUGGAAUGCCCCACUCCUCCUACCCUUCACUGACGACGUGAAGCGAUUGAACCUGUACCUCCUUGACCGGCAGCGGGAGUACUUGGAUGGGUUAUCUGCCCACCCUUCUCCAAAGCAGUGGUCAAUGCUGGCCAAGGUCACCCUCACACAGUUGAUCCUCUUCAACCGCAGGAGGGAAGGUGAGGUGUCCAAGAUGCGGCUAUCCUCAUUUGAAUCACGGCACACAGCUGACCUGCAGGGUGACGUGGCCCAGGCCCUCUCGGAGAUGGAGAAGGCUCUCUGUCACCACUUCACCCGUAUUGAGAUACCUGGUAAAAGAGGCAGGAAGGUUCCCGUCCUGUUAUCCCCAUGCAUGCAGAAAGCCAUGGAGAUCCUGACCGAGAAGAGGGCAGAGUGUGGUGUCACCCCUGAAAAUUUCUACAUGUUUGCCAGGCCAGCCGCCUUAUCACACUUCAGGGGAUCCGACUGCAUUCGUCUCUAUGCCCGGGAGUGUGGGGCCAAGCAUCCCGAAGCACUGUCCUCCACCCGCCUCCGGAAGCAUGUAGCCACCCUUUCCAGGGUCCUCAACCUAAGCGACACCGAGAUGGACCAGCUAGCCGAUUUCCUCGGACAUGACAUACGGGUGCAUAGACAGUAUUAUCGUCUUCCAGAAGGUACCCUGCAGCUGGCCAAGUUAAGCAAGCUCUUUGUGGCCCUGGAGCAAGGGAGAAUGGCUGAGUUCAGGGGCCGCAGUCUGGAGGAGAUCUCCAUUGAUCCAGAUGGUAAGUAUCACUGGACAAGUGUCUCCAGGGACUGACACUGUAAGUGGGCUGGUGUGACGGGGUUUACUGUCUUUCUCUAUUUCCAGAACCAAUCCAGGUGGCAAGUGAUGACUCUGGGGAUGAGCCAGAGAGGCAAGCCAGUGAGGUGACAGUGGUGCACACCGAGAAAGAAGCAAACAGUGUGGCAGUGGAGGGAGCCAUUCCUAAAGGUGACAGCAGAGGUGCUAAGAGAAAACCAUGGACCCCAGCGGAAGUCAGAGCCGUUGAAAGACACAUGAUGCGGUUCAUCCACUCCUGCAAGGUUCCGGGCAAGAAGGAUUGUGAUGCGUGCCUACGGGCUGAAACCCAAGCACUGAAGGCUCGGAACUGGCUUUCAAUUAAAUUCUACAUAAAGAACAGAAUAACUGCGAUAAAGAGAAAGAACAUGAACUAAAUAAAUAAUAAAUAAGUAAACAAACACAUGCAUCCAUAC